Impatiens glandulifera is the source of this 549-nucleotide messenger RNA. RefSeq lists its product as uncharacterized. The record is from RefSeq and is a predicted model, not a curated record. NCBI's taxonomy places the organism in Eukaryota, Viridiplantae, Streptophyta, Magnoliopsida, Ericales, Balsaminaceae. The transcript has a single exon. Gene Ontology annotation, molecular function: nucleic acid binding; RNA-DNA hybrid ribonuclease activity. The coding region runs from base 1 to 549 and encodes 182 amino acids.
AUGGCUCAAAAAUCUGUUAAAGGAAGUGUUGUCGCGGACUUCCUAGCGGAUCAACCUAUCAUAGUCGAGCCUUCUUUCGAACUCGACUUUCCUGAUGACUCCAUAAUGUCUAUCUCUUCAGACACAUGGAAGUUAAUGUUUGAACAUGGCUACGGAAUUGGAAUUCUCUUAAUAGAUCCUCAAGGAACUUACAAUCUCAUCUCUAUUAAGUUAGAAUAUUCCGUAACCAACAAUGAGGUUGAGUACGAAGCAUGUCUCUCAGGUCUCAAAAUCGCAUACGAAAGAGGAGCAACUAAAUUAGACGUAGUUGGCAACUCUAAUCUAGUUAUAUCCCAGGUUAACGGAACAUGGCAAGUAAGAGGAGAAAAUCUCAAACCUUAUCACACUUGCCUACUCCGUUUUAUCGACAAGUUCGAUCAUGUGUCUUAUGUACACUCCCCAAGAAGCCAAAAUCGUUUUGCCGAUGCUUUGGUCACGCUAGCAGUUAUGACCCAAAUUCCUGUUGGAAUUAGGGUCAAACCUCUGAAGAUCCGUCAGAAACGAAAAUAA